AUGUGGGGGCCGGGGGGGUCACGGUGGCCACGGGGGGGUCACGGUGGCCCCCCCGCAGUGGAGGCGCUGCUGGACCUGGCCUGCUCCAGCGCGCUGCCCGGCGGCGGCACCAACCGGGAGCUGGCGCUGCACUGCCUGGCGCGGGCCGGCGGCAGCCUCACGGGCGCCCUGGAGCUGCUGCUGCUGGGGACGCCGGCCUGGCCGCCCGCCCACCCGCUGGCCACCUACCGCUACACCGGCAGCGACGCCUGGACCCCGCAGGAGCGGCGGCUCUUCGCCAGGGCGCUGGCCCGGCACGGGAAGGACUUCGCCCGGAUCCAGCAGGCGGUGCCGUCCAAGCGGCUGCCGCAGUGCGUCGAGUUUUACUACCUGCACAAGAGGCGCCUGGGCCGGGCGCGGAGGCAGGCGCUGCCCGGCCCCGCGGCCCCCCUGGAUGCAGCCCCCGGCUCCCGCUUCCCCUGCAAGCUCUGCGGCAAGAUAUUCCCCAAGGUGAAGAGCCGCAACGCCCACAUGAAGAUCCACCGGCAGCCGCAGGGCUGGGGGGGGCCGCUGCCUCCCCCCCCGGCCUGGCCCCCGGCCCCGGCGUGCGCCAUGGGGGGGGCCGGCACGGGGCAGCUCUUUGCCUGAGCCGCGUGUCCCCCCCCAGCGCGUUCCCCCCCCCCCCCCACCGGCGCGUCCCGUCACACGGCCGAGGAUGGAGCCGGCGGUUUAUUGCGGAGGAGCCGCGCGGGGCCGGGGAGGGGGCCAGGGAGGGGGCUGCGUCCAGGGCCCCCCCGGCGCGCGGGGGGGGGGUGUGUGUGUGGGGGGGCCGGGGCCCAAUAAAUAAACGGGAGCGGCGCGGCGGUGCGUCCCUGCCUGCGGAGCGUCCCCGUGUCCCCGCGUCCGGCUGCCAGCGCGUCCCGUGUCCAGAG
Messenger RNA from Dromaius novaehollandiae (emu), 911 nucleotides. RefSeq names its product transcriptional-regulating factor 1-like. The record is from RefSeq and is a predicted model, not a curated record. Gene Ontology annotation, biological process: negative regulation of DNA-templated transcription; regulation of transcription by RNA polymerase II. The transcript is spliced from 6 exons. Gene Ontology annotation, molecular function: transcription corepressor activity. NCBI's taxonomy places the organism in Eukaryota, Metazoa, Chordata, Aves, Casuariiformes, Dromaiidae. Bases 1 to 627 code for a protein of 208 amino acids. Gene Ontology annotation, cellular component: transcription regulator complex; histone deacetylase complex.